AUGCCUCGCCCCAAACGCGCCUCCAAGGCCACCUCCAGCCCCUACCCACCCAGGGUCUCGGGGUCCGCCAAGUCCGUCGCCACUAUACCCUCGGCCGGGAAUCGUAAAAUUCAGGAGGCCCUUGCCAAGCGCCUCGAAGAAGUCGAGGAUCAGUUCCGUGCAGAUUACGUCGAAAUGGUCAAUAAAACAUACGAAGAGAUGAGCGAGGCCAAAAAGGGCCCAAUCCGAUGGCCCCGAGAAAAGGGGUGGGAUCCUCGGUUGCGUGAAGACUUUGACGAUAUCAAUACAGAGAGUUAUCUUCAACGAGGGUUUCCAGUAGAGGAAAUCGACAGGGUGAUGGCCAAGUCAGCGGUGCCUGUAGGUCCUGUUCCUCCUCCUCCGCCGCUGCCUGUUCCCCCUCUGCCGCCUGCUGCCCCAGCAUAUGUUGCCCCCGGAGCUCCCGGUUGGAACCCACUGGGGAAUUUUUCGCGGCUCUCAGCCGAGAUUCGCAUCAUGAUAUAUGAUGAGAUCUUUCCCGCGGGGCGGCGUGUUCAGCGGCUUCAAAGGCAUGCCCCUGGACAGCCUGAUCGUUAUGGUUUGUCACUCCGCCCCGCGCCACCUUGGAUAAGUAUCAUCCUGGCGUCGUCGGUUCUGCGCGAUGAAGCUCUGGCCGUCCUGUAUUCCAGGAACAAUGUCAUAAUCCACGCCAACCUGCUGGACGAGUCACUACGAGACCCGAUCGAUACUUUCCCGCUGGUUUUCAGAAACACGGCAAGGCGGCUCACGUUCGCGUGGGACUAUGCUGACAGCGAUGCCGUCAAACUUGGCAGGCAACCCGGCAUCAACUUCCCUCCGGGGUGGACAACCAGGCGGUCCAGACAGCAGCGCGGGCUCCCUCGCAACCAGCCGAUCGACCCGCGACAGCCCUACCCGAUGGGGCAGUGGUACGGAAAGGUGGCCAAGCACACCAUCACGGUUGACGGGCAAUACCAGCAGACGAUCACCAUCUUCAGCGACUUCCCCAACACACGGCCCCUGUGCUUGGAUGCCUGGCUGCCCAUCUUCAACAGGGUGGACGCGGUCGACUACUGGCACUAUUUCGACUGCCACAUCGCCAGGGAGUUCAGCCGGUCCCAACUGUGGUGGAAGUACUCGUUCCAGGCCAACGAUCCCCAUGCGAGAGGGGUCGGUAGCACAAACAUGAUGUCGAAUCAACCCUUCAUCUUGCCCCAGGUCGCGAAUCCGCCCCUGCCGAGGGGCAUCCCGCUCAAGACGCGGGCCGAGAAGCAGCUUCUCCAGCAGCUUCUGGAGAACGGCGCGUUCUACUACGACAUGCAGCGGUUGGUCAACAACCCGCACUGGCUUCACUUGCAUGCUUUUGACUUGAGGUGGGGGCCGAUAAUCGUUCCCAAUGAUCAUGACACGCUCUUCUGGAUGUGGCAAAUGCGCCAGGCGGAGCAGCUGAUAGUUGAGACGCACAUGUUGGAUCCUAGGAAUUGGGAUCCCGACUUCCAGACUCGGGUAAAUGUCGGUGUGGUUUUCCCGCCGCCUGUGAUACCCAGGACGGGGAAGGGUUCGAGGGCGUUUAGGUUGGAUUAA
This is a messenger RNA of Podospora pseudocomata, 1578 nucleotides long. RefSeq lists its product as uncharacterized. The transcript has a single exon. Bases 1 to 1578 code for a protein of 525 amino acids. The record is from RefSeq and is a predicted model, not a curated record. Lineage: Eukaryota; Fungi; Ascomycota; Sordariomycetes; Sordariales; Podosporaceae.